This is a messenger RNA of Papaver somniferum (opium poppy), 711 nucleotides long. RefSeq lists its product as uncharacterized. The transcript is spliced from 5 exons. The record is from RefSeq and is a predicted model, not a curated record. Gene Ontology annotation, molecular function: DNA binding. Lineage: Eukaryota; Viridiplantae; Streptophyta; Magnoliopsida; Ranunculales; Papaveraceae. Gene Ontology annotation, cellular component: nucleus. Bases 1 to 711 code for a protein of 236 amino acids. Gene Ontology annotation, biological process: DNA repair; DNA replication; DNA recombination.
AUGGUGGGCGAAUUGGCAAUUCAAAACCGGAAAAGUAUUUUGGAAUUACUGGAUGCUGUAUGGGAUCCCAAAACACAGGAGAACAACAUCUUCAGUUGCAGAGCUACUAUCCAAAGUAUCCUUGACCUAUGGUCCUACUCAUCCUGUGAAAAGUGCAGCAAGAAGGUAGAGAUAUGUGGCAAUAAGACAUGGUGCACAACAUGUCAAAUGGAGGUCACAGCGGUGCCUAGGUACCGUCUAGAAAUGGAGGUGCAGGAUUCCACAGGCACCACUAGCUUUGUAGCAUUUGACAGAGAGGUGGAAAACUUGGUCCUGGCCGCCCCCGCCACAGCCAUGUCGAAGAUAGAGCAGGGAGAUCAUCCUGCAAAGGAAUUUGAAACCCUUUAUCUGCACCAUCAGCUGGAAUUCCAGAUCAAGCUUACUGAAUUUAACAUGAAACAGCAAGUCAAAACCUUCACUGCCCAAAAAAUGUUCCAAAUACAUAACAGUGAAGUUAAAGGUGCAGAAAUGAUGAACUCUGAACCAAAUAGUCAGGAAAUGAAAGACACUGACAGGAUCAGCGUUGAAGAAAUGGAAACCAAAGGGAAACCGGUGUCAACUAGUGAUGCAGAAAGCACUGAGCUCAAGAAUUCCCGGACCUACAAACAUAUUCUCAGUACUAUCAAGACCGAAGAAAAGAGCCCCGAAUGUGAAGGGAACCCACCAAAAUAG